Molecule: messenger RNA, 3109 nt
Organism: Boeremia exigua
Lineage: Eukaryota; Fungi; Ascomycota; Dothideomycetes; Pleosporales; Didymellaceae
Exons: 2
Coding region: 56-3028 (990 amino acids)
Biological process (GO): rRNA catabolic process
Cellular component (GO): cytoplasmic exosome (RNase complex); nuclear exosome (RNase complex)
Molecular function (GO): RNA binding; 3'-5'-RNA exonuclease activity; endonuclease activity
Source: RefSeq, a predicted model, not a curated record
CAAACGAGAUCAGUGACAGCAACACCGCGUUCACGGCGUGAUCGCAUACUGGACCAUGGAGUACUUUAGCUUGAAGAGGUCGACUGUUGCCGAUCGCGGCCAGGCCAACUUGUCAAGCAAGGUGUAUGUGCGGUCGACGAAGAGUGGCAAGGUCCAAAAAAUUGUGAGGGAACUAUAUCUGCGACAAGAUAUCCCAUGCUCGUCGAACUUAUGCAGAGCGUGUCUAGAGAUUGCGCCAACAGACUACUCGAAGAAAGUUGCACCAUUUGUACUUUCAGAUACACCUGCUGGAUCAAAGGACUUUCCCAGCGGGCAGUAUCUUGUUCCAGAUACCAAUGCUUUCUUGAAUGGAAUGGAUCUAUUCGAAGUUGAGACGGCCUUCCAUGAUGUCAUAGUUCUGCAGACUGUGCUUGAGGAAGUCAAGAACCGAUCAUUGCCGUUGUAUCACCGGCUCAUCGCACUGACCAAAAACGAUGGCAAGCGGUUUUAUGUCUUUUUCAAUGAGUUCAGACAAGAGACCCACAUCGCGCGUGACCAGGGAGAGUCUAUCAACGACCGCAAUGAUCGAGCCGUCAGAAGGGCUGUACAAUGGUACAACGAGCACAUCACCGAGGCAGUCGCCGCACGAAGCAAGAAGCAGAAGCGUAUACCCACCGUCGUCAUGAUCACCGAUGAUAGGGACAACCUGCGAAAGGCUAAGGCAGAAAAGGUACCUGGUAUGACACUCACCGAUUUUGUGUCUGGCCUUGAGAACGCAAAUGAACUGUUAGACAUGAUCAGCGCUGCACAGGAGCAACGAGAAGUCCGCUCGAAGAAGCCUGAAGUGUUCUAUCCGGACCACUUCUCGAUGUCAAAGAUGAUGACUGGUGUAAAAGCCGGUACCAUGCACCAAGGCAUAUUCAACGUUUCGCAGUACAACUACCUAGAAGGCUCAGUUCACGUGCCCUCGUUCGACAAAUCUCUCAUUAUUCUUGGUCGCGAGAACAGCAACCGGGCAGUUUCUGGUGAUGUCGUGGUAGUCGAAGUACUACCGCAGGACCAAUGGAAGGCACCUUCGACCAAGAUCGUCGAGGAAGACACCGUCGCUAAGAACGAUAAUGCCGAGCAAGAGGAGGGUGAGAACGUUGUGAACGAGAGGGAGAAGAGAGCGUUGCAAGAGGAGGUCAAGCGCGCGCAUGGGCAGAGCACUGAGGGCAAGGCACAGCCCACGGCACGCGUUGUGGGCAUCAUCAAGAGAAAUUGGCGGCAAUACGUGGGACACAUCGAUCGUGACUCGGUACGAUCGACAGCGAAAACGAGCAGGCAGCAGCAGACUGUCUUCCUCGUACCCAUGGACAAGCGUGUGCCAAAGAUCAGAAUACGAACCCGUCAAGCUGGAGAACUUCUCGGCCAACGUGUUCUGGCCACGAUCGAUUCCUGGGAGAAAGACUCGAGAUACCCUGUCGGUCACUUCGUACGCUCCUUGGGCGAGUUAGAGUCCAAAGGUGCUGAAACGGAGGCCUUGCUGUUGGAGUGGGACGUACAAUACAAGCCAUUCCCGAAGACGGUGCUGGAUUGUCUGCCCGCGGAGGGGCACGACUGGGUCGUACCAGCGAGCACAGAGGAUCCGGGUUGGAAGGGGCGGAGAGAUCUGCGCGACCUCAUUGUCUGCAGUAUUGACCCUCCGGGCUGUGUUGACAUCGACGAUGCACUGCACGCAAGGAAACUGCCCAAUGGCAACUAUGAGAUCGGUGUGCACAUCGCUGAUGUGUCGCACUUCGUCAAACCAAACAACGCCAUGGACAAGGAAGCAAGUCAGCGUGGUACAACCGUCUAUCUUGUUGACAAGCGUAUCGACAUGCUGCCAAUGCUUCUUGGAACAGACCUUUGCUCUUUGAAGCCAUACGUCGAGCGAUACGCCUUCUCUGUUAUUUGGGAAGUCAAUGAGAACGCCGACAUCAUAAAAUCAGAGUUCACAAAGUCCGUUAUCCGAUCAAGAGAGGCAUUUAGCUAUGAACAGGCACAGCUUCGCAUUGACGACGCGUCGCAACAAGACGAGCUUACAACUGGCAUGCGUACUUUGCUCAUGUUGUCUCAGAAGCUAAAGCAGAAGCGAAUGGAUGCUGGUGCCUUGAAUCUUGCUUCGCCCGAAGUCAAGGUUCGAUCAGAGUCUGAGACAUCAGACCCGGUUGACGUCCAGGUCAAAAAGUCAUUAGCCACGAACUCCCUUGUCGAGGAAUUCAUGUUGCUCGCCAACAUCAGUGUUGCGGCAAGGAACUACGAAGCCUUCCCACAGACCGCUUUGCUGCGUCGCCACGCUGCGCCACCCAAGUCCAACUUCGAGGAGCUAGCAAAUCAGUUGAAGGUCAAGAAGGGCCUGGAGCUGCGAAGUGACAGUUCUGGUGCAGUGGCGGACUCACUCGACCAGUGCGUAGACCCGAACAACCCAUUCUUCAACACCCUCGUCAGAAUUAUGGCUACACGAUGCAUGAUGUCUGCAGAAUACUUCUGCGCUGGUACACAAGCAUACCCAGAGUUCAGGCAUUAUGGUCUUGCAAGCGAGAUCUACACGCAUUUCACAUCACCCAUCCGUCGAUAUGCCGAUCUCGAGGCCCACCGACAGCUUGCCGCUGCGAUUGAGUACGAACAGCUCGACAACAGUCUGCACUCAAAGGCUAAAUUAGAAGCUGUUUGCAAAAACAUCAAUGUUCGCCACCGCAACGCACAGAUGGCUGGACGUGCCUCGAUCGAGUACUACGUCGGCCAAGCGCUCAAGGGCAAGGAUCUGGAAGAGGAGGGUUUCGUCAUGAAGAUCUUUUCGAACGGCUUCGUUGUCUUCGUGCCACGCUUUGGUAUUGAGAGCCUGAUACGCCUUAGGGACCUGGCUACGCCCGAGCCGGAUGCCGAAUUCGAUGCUGACAACUACCAAUUGAAUAUCAAGGGCGAUCUCAAUAGGAGUGUUGAGCUAUUCGAAAGAGUAAUGGUCAGGAUCACAGACGAGCUGGAGGAGAGCACCGGAAAGAGGAAGGUCAAGUUGACGCUCGUGUAAGAUAAUAGCAGGAGGCGUGUCGACCGUCAUCUGCGGGUGCGAUCAACACAAAAUCUAAAUUUGCAUGUUUGAUAAGCAACA